Bufo gargarizans (Asiatic toad) is the source of this 1130-nucleotide messenger RNA. RefSeq lists its product as uncharacterized. NCBI's taxonomy places the organism in Eukaryota, Metazoa, Chordata, Amphibia, Anura, Bufonidae. The record is from RefSeq and is a predicted model, not a curated record. The transcript is spliced from 4 exons. Bases 456 to 1130 code for a protein of 224 amino acids.
UUAACAUAGUUUUAGAAUAUUCGGAAUAUUGCUCUAAUUUAGUUUUAGAAUAUUCGUAAUAUUCUCAAAGAAGUUAGAGCAAUUAUUAAGAAUAUUCGAAAAGACGAAUAAUAUUCCACUAACAUACUGCUCCCCGGAGUCCCCGACAAGCGUCACCGUAACCAUGGGAACGCCUGUGGGUUAGAAUAUACCAUCAGAUCUGAGUUGCAGGAGAAACUCAGAUCCGACAGUAUAUUCUAUCUUUCGAAAAACUGUACUUCCCUGCCCAGUGUCUUGCCUAUUCGCGCAAGAAGCAGGCUGGAAUCGAUCCUAAAUUCGAAUAUCCGUAUCAACCGAAAAUCAUGGUUAUGAAAAUAUCGCGUUACUUCGUACGAAGUUACAGUGACGUGACUUUUGGUUUCGUUUUCUAUGCCGGAAUCGAACAUAGUGCCGCAAAUAUUAUCGGCUAGCGAAAGAUGGUGAAAAGAUUCUUUAAAGAGGAUGAGGAAGGAUUCCUCCUGACUCACAUGUUGGAAAAGGGCUACCAUCGCACCAGGAAACAUGCGACGAAGGACGCCAUUAUCACGGAGCUGAUAGAGGAGAUGGAAGAAAAAUUUCAUCGGAGGCCCACAAAGGCAUCUAUUCAAAAAAAAUGGUGUGAUUUAAAGCGCCACCAUAUGGAUCGCAUCAAUAAAGAAAGUGCGGAAAUAUGCCCAGGGGAUCCUGUUCCAACCGUAAAAAAACGAAAAUCACAGGAGAUGGUGGUGACAUCUGAUGAGGAGGAAGAAUUGGAGAACCAGGCAGAGGAGGAGCAGCCUGGACCCUCCCAAAUCUCCUUGGAGUCAGAGGAACCACCUCAACCAGGGGAGUCAUCUCCACCACCACCGGCAGAAGAGGAGGCGGAGCCGGUUUACACCCCUCAUCAGGAAGUUAUUUGUAAACUGAAAAGAAGGCUCCAGGAGCAUCAAAAGGCAGAAGCCAAUGAACUGCUGGCUAUAAAAGAAACAAAUACAAAAAUAUGCAAACUUCAAGCCCGGUUGAAGAAGCAUCAGCGUCAGAUGAAUAUUCAAUUGAGGAAGCUGGAGGAGCAUAGAAAACUCCGUAAUAAGGAAUUGCAAGACAUCCAGAAGGAACUCAGAAAUUUUCCUUAG